Alternaria postmessia is the source of this 8970-nucleotide messenger RNA. RefSeq lists its product as uncharacterized. Lineage: Eukaryota; Fungi; Ascomycota; Dothideomycetes; Pleosporales; Pleosporaceae. Bases 1 to 8970 code for a protein of 2989 amino acids. The transcript has 6 exons. The record is from RefSeq and is a predicted model, not a curated record.
AUGCCAGCUGAUCUGCUUUGCAACAGUGCCCAAAUCGAAGCUGUUGUGUUCGAAGCUUUCGAGAUAUCGCCCCCAUCUGCCGAGGUCCUGGCUAGCGAAGGCGCCCUUAUCUGCGAUUUCCCGGACUGCUCGGCGCAGAUACCACUCCUUGAGUUUCAGAAGCCGUCGUUCCAGCACGCGCUAGCUGACUUUCUGGAAAAGGGCAGCAUGGAGCCCUUGAGAUGCUUCCAGGCGUUCGUGACAAAAUCGCAAACUCCCAUCGUCGAAUCGCGAGAUACAGGAAGUCCAAGGCUCAUAACGCACCUUCUCAUACCCUUGCUCGAGUCCAUCGGGUCCUCGGUAGACGAAAGUGUUCCUCGCUUGAGGAAACGGGUUCGCGACGAUGCCGUUAUUGAAGCCGCAGAACUGCCGUGGCGGAGGUUGCCUCUCUGGAUGGCAAUACGUGUAGGUAUCCAGAGACAGCUGCAGCUCUUGCUAGGAAGCGAGGUUGGAAGAGUCUACUACAAGUUCUUGAUCAUCACUGUGCUUGUCGAGCUUCUGCGCGACUGCCCUGGGGAGCUGGCACCUGAGCUGACGAUGAUGCUGCAAGCCAAAGUCUGUCGUCGCCUCGCAAAACUUGAGCAACAAAAGAACAAGACAUUGGAAGUGCAUAGCAAGCUGUCUGACACUACUGCAGCUUUCUUCGAGGAGAGCAUCAAGCAAGUUACCCAACUUGUGAGUCUCGCUUGGGAGAAGUUCAAGCGAGACACGACACGACCCGUUCCCCUGCUUCCGGCGCGCGCUGAUGGGCAAGCCCAAUUCCUGUCUCUUCCCAACAGCGAGCCGUACCUCCAGAGUGUUCUGCAUUCAUAUCGCGCGCAGAAGAGAACCUUGCCAUCAUUGCAGCUUCCAUCAUUACACGGCACUACGAUUGAGCAGGUUGAGCUUUUUACAGACAAGUACCACCAAUUGGCUGAAUUAGAGGGCAGGAUCGAAAGAAAGGAGGAGCCUCAAUUGACUGAGGAUCUCACUCCCGAUUCGUCUUGCGAGAGGCUAGCCCGUGCAAUACUCGGUCUCGUGGACAGUGUUGGAGCAGCGUACGAGUCCGACCCCGAGCAAAUGUCUAUCUUCAUUUUGAGUCUCUUUAGACUUUGGGUGAGGCUAGACAGGUACAUGGCCAAGAUCUGCCCUAUGAUCCGGGACUACCACCCAGCGUUUACUCCUGCGCUUUUGGAUGCGCUGCAUCUGCCGACUGCUGCAGAAAUGCGGCGGCUUCGUAAUAUUCAGCGCUAUCUUCGCAGCAGGUGCGAGGAAUGCAAGCAUCAGACGACAAUAUUCUCUGUACCUGAGAGGGAAAGCUUUGUGGUGCGAUACGUCUCGACCUCUAGAUCAAUGCAGCGACUGCACCGACGGAUAGAAUUAGCGUCCGAGGCGUCACGUCAGGCGAAGAAGUCAGAGUUGGAGAAAUGGUGGUCUGAUUUCGACGAACAUUCUUUGGGGAUCUCUGGAGGUACAUGCACCUGCACGUUCAAGCAAGAUGGGACGCGGGACGUAAGGGGUUGCACCAAAUGCUGGCACUGGCGAGUUCGAAACCGCAUGCAGAUCUAUGCGCAUGAGGACUUCCUCCCAAGCGAUCCGAUCAAAGCAUCAGCAGUCGUCUUUGAGUUGGACAUACCAAAGUCUCUCGCCGCGUAUCGGAGUGCAACAUGGAGAAUCAUCGUGUUGGCUUAUCCGGCCAAACCGCAGUCUGGAUCGCCGACUAAACUCUUGAGAGAUUACGACCCCCUCACGUCAUAUGCAUCAAAACACUCCACCAACAUCACUAUUGCGUCAACGUCUAAGUCAUUCCGUGGCACGCACUACAUGGUCAGUAAGAAGAGGAUGAAGGCAUCCGAGUCCGAUGUACUCUACCCCAAUGGGCUGAACUUUUCCUACUUUGACACCGCUUCGAACACCUGGCUCAAGGACUUCGAUAAACCAUUGACUUUCCAACAUGAGUGCGGAGUACAUGUGCCGCCUGGACUUCGCAGCUCCGUGUUACCGAGCUCGCCGCACCCUCCCACAGUGGCAACUGGGCCAUCGUCCUACGAAAUCGUCGCAUCAGAGACAAAAUGUCCGUCUAGCCUGUCCGUGCACGAGUUCACGGCUUGUCAGCGACUACUCUCAGGCAAUCAUCGACGAUGGUUGACACUGUUGGUCGAACUAGGCGCAUCAAAUGUGAACUUCAGCAACGAGAGCACUAUGCAUAUGUUCAAUCACCUGGCUACUCAAGCUGGGCCGGCGAAGAUUGGCGAAGAUACACUCGGCGCCAUUCACGCGGUAUUCAAGGACAGAUCGUUCUGUGAAUGUCUAGCCGCACAAGUCGAGAAGCGCCUCAGCGACAUCGCGUCAAAUUGGCGCGAGGUUCACUGUAUGGAGGUCAUGAUCACGCUGGGUCUGCGCCUGUACGACUUGACAGCCCCCAUGCUGCGAGCUGACGAUCUCUUGGCGCAGGCGCGUCGCAUCACCUUGACUUGGAUCGCUCGUCUACGAACCGAUGUCAGAAAUGCCAAAGAAACUUCCGUCGCCGAAACAGCCGCAAGAAAGUCUGACGCUGCCAUGUCAGAGGACGAUCUGUCAACGUUUGUUCAAGCGUCAUUGGCUCUUCAGGAAAAUCUCCUUGUGGAUGUGGCCAAGCUACCACCAGCGCUGAAGAGGAUGUUGAUCCGAGACACCAAGAUGACUCACAGAAUGAAAUCACGUUUGCUGCAAUCCAUAAGAGCCCACCCUCGAAGUAUCGGCACGGCUAUCAACGCCUCAUGGUCGGAACCGGGAGGUUCAGCUGAGAAAUCCUUCCGUGAUUGGCAGCAGGUCUCAGCGAUACAUGAUAAGUGGGUAGUGAGUUGGAUGCAGGCUUCGAUGAAGGAUCAAGCAAACACUCAAGUAGUUCACUACAACUUCAUGGAGGGUCACUUACUGGUCGAUGGGAAACCUCUGGGACGACUUCCACGCGACCUCCGAGAGUCAGAUGAGGUAAGGGAGCUCUUUGGCGACAGGAAUCUUCUCACCUUUCCGUCUGCUGCGUUCGGCAUGUCGUAUGUUCUCGCAUCGCGGAUACACAACCACGAAAUACAUUUUGGAUCUCGCAACGGGCGCGUCGUCGUCCGCGCUUGGACUCGAGACGAGCUGCUGGAAUAUAUUCCUUCUCGCCAUUUCGUUGGGCUCGAGACUGCUGACCUUCCGGCUGCCCUCGUCUCCAAUUGCGCGCACUGGCUGAAUCUGAAGACAAGAUGUCUUGAGAUUCGGCGCAAGCCUGUUCUGUGGAAGACGAGGAAGAGUGACUGGAGGAUCGAUCUUAUCAAACGGCAAGCUUAUCGGAACGACCGAACGUUAUUGAUCGAUCCCAAUUCUCCCCUCUUCAAGCAAGUUGCAACCCUCUUUCGCCACUUUGAAGAUUCGCACAAGAUUACCGUUUUCCAGCCCGCCAAUUCCAGGGGGAGGCUCUCCGUCGAGCUCCGCCACUUGGCACUCUCGUUCUUCGUAAACCGGAAAGGACUUCUCCAGUGUCGAGAAUUGGACGAGGAGAUAGACCCCGACCAAGAUGCCGGCACGCUUUACGGUCUUGAAAGCAAAAUCGUACUGCGCGAUGUCGUAAACAGCAGGCGCCGUAGCGUAAUCAUGCCUCUUGGGCCAUUAUCGUCUAUACGCCGUGGUAUGCAUGUGGUCGUUCGAGCGGCUGGUGGCACUGAUUUCGCAAAGUUUGGGAUCGAUGACGUGCUUGGACGAUUGUCCUGUCCCCUCGAGCCGCGGUUGUUGUAUGCAAAAGCCCAAUUUCAUGCAUAUACAUCGUUUGUCAUACCAGAUUCGUUGACUGGCCGUACCGGCACUGAGGAAGCAUUGCACAUGCUCCGGUCGGGUCAAUGCCAACCAUGGGAACCGUUGGGAGGUGCAGCGGUCGCGACUCUCCAAACAAUCGCAGACCUAAGCCCAAAGCGAGAAUACUAUCCGCAACAUAAGCAGGCACUGCAGGCGAUUUCCUGGAACACAAGGCUGACCAUGACCAUUCAACAUGAUGCAUACGAAGGACUUGUCCAGAACAUACUCGAUAAGUCGGAUUGUCUGCGGCUCUUUGUUCAGAAUGCAGCGGAGGAUAGCAUCAGCGUAUACGAGCCGUCUCACCUUCGGAAACGGGGUGUUACGCGGCGCCGCCUCUAUGAGCGCCUUUUCGACGGCACGAAUCGAACAGCAGCUAGUGAUCGGAUGUACAAAUCGCGUGGCCAAGAACCUGAUUCGGAGCAAGCACGUAAUGUUUAUUAUAUUGCGAGCCUCUUCCGGAAGCGACCCUUCCGCAUUGACACACGUAGAGAGCUUUCUGCGAUACUGCAGGAUUGGCAGCUUAUCGGCGGCUUCCAUGAGGGACGUCAAGCCGACGCUGCGAGUCUGAGCGACCUGGUAGACAUGAGUAUCGACGAGCAAUGGGGGAGACUUGUGAACCUCUGUCGCCACUCCAACCUCGACGAGCCCUAUAAUCUGAUGUUCCGCCUCAGUGUCAUGUCGCUCAAUCCCAGAAAUGAUCCGGACGUCAUGAAGAUCCUGGCAGCGUUUGCAUCCCUGCCGAAGUUGAGGAACUCAAUUCCCCCAUCUUGCCCCUCAUUCAGCCAGUUCAAGUUCAACGAAUUGCCUGACAUACGGUCCAUCUUUCGUGUGAUCUCUGUUGACCUCCCAGAGAAGCAUCAGAAAAUGCAGAACAAGGCCGAAGCAAGGCACCGCAAGGCAUGUGAAGCUGAGGGGAAACGAUUAGCGCAACACUUUCUCAACCAGUGGCCAGAUAGGAAGGUUUCCCUGAACAGAUUCGAUUCAGACCUUCUCGAUGUAGGGCUCGCAAUGGAACGUGUCGUGCCGGAAUGGGAGCGCCUGCAUUCGAACUUACUCCUCUCAGCGUAUGUCAGUGAUGUGCAAGAUGUUUUGAAGGAUUAUGAGGGAGGGAGUGGUACGUCACGUCCUAAGGCUUGGAGAUGGGACCAAGAGCCAUUCCCUGGGACCUCUUACGAUCCUGUCGUGCCGUCGAUCUCGAAAGAUCUUCUUAGCAGACCGCUGGCAGCAUCUUUCGGACACCAGGCGUGCGAGCUGCUACUGCCCAAAAACAGCAAACUUGCUUCUCAUAUGGAGGGGAGCGCAAAACCCCGGAUGCCAGCCAAGGAGAUCGUUGAGCUACGGCAGAUCCUUUCCGAUUUGGCACAGUCAUCCAACCCCCUCCGCCAACACUAUGGGCUAGAUCUGAAGAUGAGUCUUGACGCCCUCGAAAGAACCAGUAAUCAGACUCAAGUUCCCCAUGCUACUCCGAAUAUCUCAGAUAACGCGAGGCGCACUCAGGAACUCCAUGCGAUAGUAGCCACUCAUUUGUCUCGGAUUCGCGAGGCUCUUGCCAGAGAUGACAACUGCUCCUCGUGGCUACGGCUUGGAAACCUCUGGCCUUGCACGACGUCCAUCGCACUUUUGGAGCAGCUGCGCUCAAGCUCGUGUUGCGAGUUUGGGAACUUCGUACAAGAGACGAUUGUGGCACACGGUAUUCUCAUCACGAAACUGCAGCGGCUGACACGAAUCCACAACGCGCUGUGUCACGAUAAAGGCAAGGAUCUCCAAGCAGAACUCGGAAACUCUGGCCAUGAGAACUGGAGCGCCCUGGAAUGGCCGGACUGGCUUCUCCUAGAGAUUGAUAGCGACAUUCUGAUCCGGCGGGAGCAGGUCGACGUUGCACACGCGAUAAUCGCAUCUGAAUCGAGGAAGAACACAGUGCUGCAACUGAACAUGGGUAAAGGUAAGACAUCGUGUAUUGUUCCGAUGGCUCUAGCGGCGAUAGGAGACGGCAAGCAGCUUUCGCGUCUCAUCGUACCCAAGCCAUUGCUUUUGCCGACUGCGCAGAUGAUCCAGUCACGACUGGGCGGCUUGGUGGGUCGCGAAAUACGACAUAUUCCCUUCUCUCGUAAGACCAACAUCAACCCGCAGAUACUUCAGCUAUACAGGAACCUCCAUCAGGAAAUGUUGGACAGUCAGGGUGUUGUGUUGAUUGCGCCUGAACACCUUCUCUCGUACAAGCUUAGUGGCCUCCAACAUCUUGCUAACUCCAACCUGGAGACUGCACGCGAGGUACUUGAGUAUCAUACAUACUUAAGCUCGAUUGCUCGAGAUAUCUUGGACGAAUCGGAUGUUUCAUUGGCGGUAAAGACCCAACUCAUCUACCCAAGCGGCAAGCAGACAACCGUGAAUGGACACCCGCACCGCUGGAAAGUAGCGCAAUCCAUGUUGUCGCUCGUGAAAGAUCAUCUUCCCAAGCUUGAGCAAGACUUUCCGCGCAAUAUCGAAGUCUUGAAGCGGGGUCAGGGCUAUCCGAUGAUUUACAUCCUCCACGCGGAUGUCGAAGAGGAUCUGCAUAGGCGCAUAGUCGAUGACAUAUGUACCGGAAGAACUUCAUUUCUUCGCUUCACAGGCUGUGCUUCGGAUGGCUGCAGCCCAGACAUACGUAGAGUGCUCCUAGGGAAGAUAUUGGACAUGAUGUUGUUGGAGCGCGUGGCUAGGCAGUUCACUGACGAGACUAUCGCUCGCAAAACCCUAUUGCUUAUCCGGGGCCUGCUGCACCAUCGGAUACUACUUCUUUGUCUCAGAAAGCGCUGGAACGUACAGUAUGGGCUGCACCCUACGCGAGACCCGAUGGCGGUGCCCUUUGAAGCAAAAGGAAUUCCUUCUGAGCAGGCGGAGUUUGGACACCCUGAUGCGGCGAUCCUCCUCACCUGCUUGGCAUUCUACUACACUGGUCUCAGCCUGGUCCAGUUUCGCGAAGCUCUUCGCCAUAUCCUUGCGUCACAUGACCCUGCUAGCGAGUACGACAGGUGGACCAGCAGCUGCGAUUCGCUUCCAGAGGCUUUGCAUCAUUGGAACGUGAUCAACUCCGAUGACCAAGAUCAGAUGGAGGAACUCUGGAGACAUCUUCGAACGAACACCAUCGCGCUCGAUCACUACAUGAACCACUUUGUGUUCCCUGCUCACGCCAAACAGUUCGACACCAAGUUACAGGCUUCUGGAUGGGAUCUUCCCUUGUUCCCGCGAACAGACUCCGACAAGACACUAACACGUGCAAGGACCACUGGCUUCAGCGGCACUAGCGACAACAAAACGAUGCUGCCGCUCACCAUCCAGCAAAGCGAUCUGCCAAGUCUGCAUCAAACUAACGCCGAGGUGCUCACCUACCUAUUGCAAGAACGAAAUCGUGGAUACCACACCGUUGCUCAUGCAGGAAGGCGGCUAUCUGAAACAGAGUUCCUUGGCCAACUGAGAGACAAGAAGAUUCGAGUUCUCAUCGACGCUGGUGCCUACAUACUCGAGAUGAGCAACGAAGAUCUAGUCAAGACGUGGAUGGACAUAGAUACGCAGCCACAGGCAGCUGUAUACUUUGGCACUGAUAAUCGAGCCUGGGUGCGAUAUCGUGGCACCAAGGCGCGAGUGCCCUUGCUAGCAACCCCACUUGUCGAUCAUCUAGACGAUUGUCUCGUGUACCUGGAUGAAGCGCACACACGGGGCAUAGAUCUAAAAUUGCCUGAAAAUGCUCGUGGCGCGCUGACGCUUGCUCUUGGGCAGACCAAGGAUCAUACUGUGCAAGCUGCCAUGCGCCUUCGGCAGCUUGCGACCACUCAGUCUGUUUGCUUCUUCGCCUUCCCAGAGACUCACCAGUCCAUUCUCGACGUCUGUGGAAGGAGCAGCGACCACAAAAUCGACUCUUCUAAUGUCGUUCGUUGGUUGUUGGAGCAGGCAUGUCGUACGAACGAACAACUCCAGAAUCUCUACAUCUCUCAGGGUACUGACUUUUGCAAUCGCGUGAAUACAGAAUGGGAGAAUGCAGCUUUUCUUUUCGAUGCUCAAGACAGGAGUGCAUUUGUCAAAGUGCUCCGGCAUCCUGAGCAACAAACACUUGAGCAGCUAUACGGGAGCCGUACGGAGAAUGUCCACAGCACGUUGCCUCCCACGACCACGUUUCCCCAGCUCGAAGCUUUCAGGAACAAACUCAAUCAGCUACGUCUGAGUAUGUCACAGGCGGCAGACAACCUCCACUCCUCCGCGCUGGAAGAGGUAGAGCAGGAACGCGAGGUGGAGUUCCAAGUUGAAGAAGUGCGCGAGGUGCAGAAAGCCGUGCACUACGAGGCUCAUACGUUUCCUGGACUCCAUGCAGCUAUUUCUGGCUUUGUGAACACUGGUCGUCUGUGUGGAAACGUGGGAUACGAAAGCGUGUCGAAUGCUGUUUCACGCACGUCUACCGGCGACAGAUCUGGCAUCGGAGGAAUAGAAUCUGGCUUGUUCGUUUCGGCCGAGUUUAUGAGGACAAUCAAAACGAAGGAACGUGGCUUGAUUGACAAUUUUCUACGUCCGGUUGAAUGGAUCCUUUACAACCCCAUCACCUCCGACGCACUCAUCGUCAUCGCCGAAGAAGCAGAGGCUGUGAUUCCUCAACUUCGUACUCAAUCGUUCCCUCACAAAGUCCACCUCCUCACGUAUUCCGCACCUGUCACGAAGAAAAUGCUCCCGUUCAGCGGUCUACGGUACUACACUGCCCCAGCACUUCCACGCGAACACACCAUCCCGCCAAGCCUUGUCAUCGAACUCGGCCUCUUCGCGGGUCGACUGUAUAUGGGGUAUGAAGAAUGUGUGUCGCUAGUCAAGUACAUCGACGAUGUCAGCGCGAGUAGCCGAUCCAAUGUAACAACGACAGAAAAGACCAGAUUCAUCCUAGAGUGGACGUCUCUUCGUCGUAAGGGUCAGGAUGUCAUGCACACUCCGCUUGGCUACGUGUGCCAGGGUCGCCCGUUAGGUAUCGAACAUGCGUUCUUCGUGACCCGCCAUGCUGCUGAUAGCGGUGUGAUGAAACCGUACCACACCAGUGAAGCUGUCACCGAGGCGCCAGACGAUGAUGAGGACGAAGGCGAGGAUGAGGGGGAAAGGCAGUAUGACGGGCAAGAGGGCUAG